AUGGAAAUAUACAGAACACCCUCGAUGCCAGCAAAGAUCAUACAACCUCUGGGGGUACAGACAUAUGCAAUCCGCAAAUUGAGACUCGCUCGAGUUCCUUCCCGUCAAGAAAUAAACCUAAAAACUGAACAAACGCCCAUCACAGCAUUCCCAUAUAUUGGUGAUAUCGAUAAAGAAAUCCAUUGCCCAAGCAUGUGCAAAAAAAAAGAAAAGGAAAGGCCAAAAUACCGCUGCUCAAAACUCCAAUGUAUAAUAUAUUCCUUACAGCCGAGAGGAGUGCCUCCUAGUGGGCUCGACGGACCAAUAUCCAUGCAACCCAAAUCCCCUCAGACAAACAUUCCAGAUGUUGAUGGCGGGGUCCGUAGAACAUUAAAUGCAACUAAUUGA
Messenger RNA from Aspergillus puulaauensis, 387 nucleotides. RefSeq lists its product as uncharacterized. The record is from RefSeq and is a predicted model, not a curated record. Lineage: Eukaryota; Fungi; Ascomycota; Eurotiomycetes; Eurotiales; Aspergillaceae. The coding region runs from base 1 to 387 and encodes 128 amino acids. The transcript has a single exon.